Photinus pyralis (common eastern firefly) is the source of this 1503-nucleotide messenger RNA. RefSeq lists its product as uncharacterized. The transcript has 2 exons. The record is from RefSeq and is a predicted model, not a curated record. The coding region runs from base 1 to 1503 and encodes 500 amino acids. Lineage: Eukaryota; Metazoa; Arthropoda; Insecta; Coleoptera; Lampyridae.
AUGUAUGAGAUAAACGACACACUCAAACAGAAACUAGCAGUGUAUUCCUCACGUCUGACUCGAUACAAAGAAUCUAACCAGAUAAAAGCAGACAACAAUAUGUUCAACAAAAGUGAAAAACAAUUUUAUAAAAAGUUAAAAACCAGUACAAAAUAUGAAGUUAGACCCCCCAGUAAAACAGACAUAACAAACUUUUGGAAAAAUAUGUGGAGCCAUGAAAGUAAACACAAUGAUAAAGCAUACUGGAUCGAAGAAGAAGAACAAAUACAUGGGGAUAUCAAAGAACAAGAAGAUUACAUAGUAACGGAAAAAGAGUUAAAACAAACAAUUAAACAACUACCAAACUGGAAAGGUCCUGGUAAAGAUAACAUACAUAACUUUUGGUACAAACGAUUCACGAUCCUACACAAACACUUAACAGCACAGAUAAACAAAGUCAUCCAAAAUCCUACAGAAUUUCCCACAUUCAUCACACCAAAAAACGCUGAAACGAAAAUAGACACACACCUCACAAACAACAACAUAAUAGCCGAAGAACAAAAAGGAUGCCGAAAACACAGCCAAGGAUGCAAAGAACAAUUAGUAAUAGACUCGGUCAUCAUGAGACAGGCAACAACAGAUAAACGUAACAUAUGCACAUGUUAUAUAGACUACAGGAAAGCGUUUGAUACCGUACCACACAGCUGGCUAAACAAAAUCAUGAACAUAUACAAAAUAAAUCCAACACUACAUCAUUUCCUCAAAACAAUCAUGCAAACUUGGAACACACAAAUACUUCUUGCAACGAACACAGAACAAAUAAUAACAGAGACGAUAAGAAUCAAGAGAGGGAUAUUUCAGGGCGACUCUCUAAGCGCGUUAUGGUUCUGCAUGUGUCUGAACCCACUCUCUAACAUACUGAACAGAACUAACUACGGCUUCAAGAUAAAACACGAUAAACAAGAAGGACACAAAAUCACCCAUUUGCUGUACAUUGAUGACAUAAAAAUAUACGCUGCAACAAAAUCACAACUGACACAACUGGUAAAAAUAAUAGAAAAAUUUACAAAAGACAUUAAUAUGGAAUUUGGGAUCGAAAAAUGUAAAGCCAUGCACAUAGAAAGAGGGAAACUAACAGAUGAAAGCGAACCAGAAACUUUAAACAACGAAAUACUAACAAACAUGCAGAUAAAUGAAACAUACAAAUAUUUAGGCAUAAAUCAAAGCACGACCAUUAAACACACAUUAAUCAAACAACAACUAAAGGAUGAAUACAAGAAAAGACUCAACCAAAUCCUAAAAACAGGGCUUAAUUCAAAAAAUCUGUUCAAAGCUGUAAACACAUACGCAAUCCCUACUCUUACAUACUCGUUUGGAAUUAUAAAAUGGACAGAUACAGACUUGGAAAACAUAAACAUCUUAACACGAGCACAACUUACUAAACAUAGAAAACUAGGUACCUACAUCCUAACUCGGCAAAAGAACGCAUCACCAUUAGCAGACGAGAAGGAGGAAGAGGUUUAA